This is a messenger RNA of Monopterus albus (swamp eel), 1206 nucleotides long. It is a transcript of the gene foxg1c, whose product is annotated as forkhead box G1c. Gene Ontology annotation, cellular component: nucleus. The record is from RefSeq and is a predicted model, not a curated record. Gene Ontology annotation, molecular function: DNA-binding transcription factor activity; sequence-specific double-stranded DNA binding. The transcript has a single exon. Bases 1 to 1206 code for a protein of 401 amino acids. Lineage: Eukaryota; Metazoa; Chordata; Actinopteri; Synbranchiformes; Synbranchidae. Gene Ontology annotation, biological process: regulation of transcription by RNA polymerase II.
AUGGGGGAUUUGAAAGCUUCGGAGCGAUUUUUUCACAAGUCCUCAUUCAGCAUCAGCAACCUGUUGCGGAAACGAGAGGGGGUGAUGAGUAACCAGGAGUCUCCCUCUCAGAAACCGCGCUCCGCGAAUCCAGGGAAAUCCAGUCAAGAGGAAAACUUUGACAGUGAAAAAAACUCCGGAAACUCAAGACAGUGGACUUCUUUAGGCACCAAACCGGUGAUUGCAAAUGGAAAACAAGAAGGAAAUAGCGGAGAGCCAAAGAAAAGCGGGGGAGUAGAAGAAAGCUUUAAACCUGAAAAACCUCCUUUCAGUUACAACGCCCUCAUUAUGAUGGCGAUCCGCCAGAGCCCGGGUCGCCGGCUUACACUCAACGGCAUCUAUGAGUUUAUUAUGGAGAACUUUCCAUACUACAGACAGAACAGACAAGGAUGGCAAAAUUCAAUCAGGCACAACCUGAGUCUGAAUAAGUGUUUUGUUAAAGUGCCGCGCCACUAUGAUGACCCAGGAAAAGGUAACUACUGGAUGCUGGACCCCUGCAGUGAGGACGUCUUCAUAGGUGGCACAUCAGGGAAACUCCGGCGCAGGGUCACAUCUGGCUCCAGGGCCAAGCUUGCACUAAAAAGAGGAGGUGGUCGUCUGAUGUCUUCCAGCACUACAACCAGCGUGACCUUGGCCGCAGCGAGUUCGUUUUACUGGCCGGUGGUCCCGUUUCUGCCUCUCCAAACACCAGUGCGUACUCAUAUUGGCACAGGAACUUACCUGAGCGCUCACCCCCGCUUUUCCAAUCAUGCCGCAUCAGUUGUUUCACAACAGUCCCGGUUUAGUCCUGCAGACGCCGAUCGGUUCGUUCAGACGCACCAGGAAAUGUCAUACAUCGGAGUCAGUUGCGCGCCAUCCCGUCGCCAUCAGCUUGGCACUGCCUGCACCGCUUUCUCCACAUCCAUGCCUACAUGUACCCUGCCGCUGUCGGAACCCUGUUCUUUUAACAUGAUCUCCGGACAAGCCAGUUACUUUUACUCUCACCAAAUACCGUUUGCCACAAGUUUUGGUCCGUGUCAAGAGGAAUGCGCAACAACCAAGACAUCUCCGGGACCAUUUUUAUCCAAGAGUGGUCACUCAGACCUCGGAGGAUGUUGUAAUGACUUUCCAAAUUACGGUCCUCAUGUCAGCUUAAGCCCCCCUUCCUCUUGGAAUUUAGAAACAUAG